AUGUCCAGCUCCGCUAAUAUCCAGACAGUCGUCUUGUUUGGAAUUAUCGCUGUUGUCUUACCUAUUACCUUCCGCAUAGUGUCCUCGCCUAUCGUCCUGCUGGUACUGUCCCCGCUCUUCCUCUUCAUCCUAGCCAUCGCUUUCUUAGCACUUCACGUCUAUUUUGGACAUUACAUUGACACGAAGAACCAUGCCAUCCAUCCAAGACUCUUCAAUGCAGCACGACCUUUCGCUUUCUCAACCCCGGCAGCAUGGCAGGCGGUCGUGACCCGUUCGCAAUGGUCCCAGAAUACGCCACAAUCUUUCCCACCUCUGUAUCCCGAGUCACCAUUAGUAUCCGAAGCGCUGAAUGAUAUAAUUAUCAAGAUUGUCAGAGACUUUGUCAUGGUAUGGUACCAGGAGAUUUCGCCCUCGCCCGCAUUUCCCAUGGCGGUAUCUACGGUGAUACAUGAUUCAAUAGAGAAGGUGCUGGAUAGAGCAACAGGGAUUGAUUUCUCAGCUUUGGUAGUCAAACGCAUUCUUCCAAAAAUUACCGCACACAUCGAGCUGUUUCGACAGUCCGAGAUUGCUCUUCGUGGAGCCGGUCUAGAACGUCGUUUGACGCAAUCGGAGGAACUUGAUCUCCUUCUUGCCGGUAGAUAUGCAACUGGCAUGGAUGCAGCGAAAUUGCACAAUGCUGUGGACAAUUUAUCGACCACCUUCACCAAACAGACGGAAGAAAUGCAUCUUCGGCAUUUGGUCGACAGAGUACUUCCCCACGUUCUUCCAGAAACUGAGGCUCGAAGCAAGGCUCUCAAAAUCGUUGUUCGGGAGAUAGCAGCUUGCUCUGUAUUAUAUCCUGUCAUGGAGAUGGUGGCAGACCCUGACUUCUGGAAUCGGGUUAUUGACCAGAUUGCGGGAGCUGCAAUUCAUCAACAAAAACUGAUUACCAAAGUGCGCAAUGUCUUGGAAGCACAGUCACCUCGACGUCAACACCGAUACUCCUCUACUCCUUUGAGCUCUGCGCACAACGAGUUGAUUACCAUUCGUACUGAUCCGCAUCAAUUUGAAUCAUUCCUGCGCAGUAUCAGUCGUUUCUCCUCCUUACUCGAUGCACGGAGGUUGAAAAACGACGUCGUUGGUGAGAUUAGAAGGACGAGGAUGCUGCUUGCAAAUCACGAGAAGGAUGACUGGAUCAACGGAGAGAAAACCGAAGAUGUUGUUGCCUUCCUUGACCGACUCUAUACUGCCAAGCGUAAAGUGGAGGAACGAAUUGUGGUUCUUGGUGGAGAGGAAGAUUCUCGUCAGUCAGCAUACCCAGAGACGGGUUCCAAGUCGGGACUGACUCUACGAGAUGUUCUUCGAAAUCCGAGCUCACUCUCGUACCUCAUGGAGUUCAUGGACCGAAGGCAUCGAUCACUUCUGGUUCAGUUCUGGUUGACUGUAGAGAGCUUCAAGAAUCCUCUUGAACCCGUUGACUCGGAUUCAGAGAAUGAAGAAGAUGAAACGAUACAAGAUCCUACCACUGCCAUCACAGUGAAAGAAGAUAUAUCCAUGAUUUAUGAGCUCUAUUUUUCCAGUCCUACACCCCACCCCGCCCUAUCCUGUAUCUCUCAAAAGAAUGCAGACAUAAUUCGCGACUUCGCCAAGAAUGAGGUUACUCCUUCGCUUGCAAGUCAGAAGAGAGUACGCCGCAGUGUCAUGACCGCGCAGAAACAAGUAGAAAUGGAGAUGGAACAGGAUUUUGAGGAAUUUGAACGAACGGAGUUGUGGUUCCGCGUGAUCGAAGACACCGACCUUUCCAGCAAAAAGAAGUCGGUCGAGGAAUCGCCUCAAGAUCAACAUGCCUUGGUCAACUAUUCGACGAAUCAGCUGCCCUCCCAAUCCAGAGUUGGCUUGGGCCAUGUGCCCCCGUUCUUACAGCGUUCGGAGUCGUCACCUGGCUAUCUCAUGCGACGUACGGCCAGCUCAAGCUCGGGAAGCUCUUCUCGGAGCAGGCCUAAUUCUCCACCCCCUCUUCGUGCGCCACCAUCGAACAUUGAGGUCUUAAUGUCUCCUGUUGUCGAUCCUUCAGAAUAUAGCCGUGCGCCACUGUUUGAUGGUCCCGACGAUCAGGAGCAAAAAGCAGAGGAAAAGAGGAUGGAUGCCAUUCAGGCUGCGCUCACAGACAUCAUAGCUCUUGAGGGCGAUUCAGAGAAAUCGCUUGGUGUCGAACACCGUGAUGACGCGUCGAGUUAUCGAAGUAUGCAUUCUUCAGCUAAACAGAAGCGAAGGGCAGUGUUUGAUGAUUAUGAUGAACUUGAUGAAACCGAGGAUGACCACCGUGAUGAUGCUCGUGAUGAACACCGGUCGUUCCAGCUUGCCGCUCCUGGUGACCUUCAGCUUUCCUACGAAAUUUCUCGCUUGGGUGACAAAAUUACGAGUCUUCAAGCACAAGAUACUAUGCUUGACAACCUUAUCAAGAAAGCCGAGCUGACGGGGGACACUCAAGAGCUGAGGCUUCUCAUGAAGUCAAAAUCUGCAAUGAACCGGGAGCUUCGGGAGCUCCAGUUCCAGAAAUCUCAGUACGAGCAGCAGGAGUCAGCAAAUCGUCUGCUCUCUGACCGUACGAAGGUCUCGAUCGUGAGCUCCACGACUGGAGAAGAGGGCGGGAAGAUGGUGGUGCGGUAUCUCGUGGAAGUUCAGCAACUUGGUCCUGAUGGAGCCUUCGCUUCCGGAUGGGUUGUUGCGCGCCGUUAUAAUGAGUUCUUGAACAUGCACAAUAAAUUGCGAGAAAGGUAUGGCUUGGUCAGGACUCUGGAUUUCCCCGGAAAGUUGGUCCCUGCUUUGAGUGGUCACUUCAUGGAUGCUCGACGAAUUGGUUUGGAGAAGUACCUUCAGAAUGUCGUCGCGAUACCUAUCGUUUGUGAGAGCGAUGAACUGAAAUCGUUUUUAUCCCGUGAUUCUCCCUUCGUGGCGUCGCAAACCCAGCCUUCUACUUCGAAGCCUCAGGCCUUUUCCGGAACUGCCCUUGUUCGCAAUGUUUAUCGCUCUGUUGCGGAGAGUAUUGACGAUAUGUUCUUUGGACCGUCCAUGCUUGACGUCAUGAUUCAACGCCUUACUCGUCAAGCCGCUGAAUUUGUUGGUAUCGUCGGGUCCGGCGUUAACGACGAAGAGCUGGUUGCUCAGGCGUUGGAUGCCGCGGGAAAGAAUUCUUCCGAAGCUACGCUCUCACGAUUGUCGGCCGAUCUUAAGCCUUUAGACGGGGAAAGCAGCACUUCAACCUUCACAGCACCUAUCUGUGAUUUAAUCCUUGCGAUAUUUGAGCUGAACAAACAGAACAACUGGCUUCGUCGACAAGCUAUUGUCAUAAUUCUUCAGCAGGUUUUAGGAGGGACUAUUGAAAGAAAAAUACGGGAAACCUUCAAGUCACUUGUAGGAGAAACUCGCCUCAUGUCUUAUAUUAAUACCUUUCGGGAUGGCCUGUGGCCUGGUGGCAAGUUAAAACCUCCAGGCGUACCCCGAACCUCAGAAGAAAGGCUGAGAACACGAGAUGAAGCAAACCGCAAAUUAUCUGCCCUUUUUCCUGAUCUCGCUGCUAACAUCAUGGGACGAUCGAAUGCUCGUCGUGGUGCCCGCAGGAUAUUCGCUGUCCUACAAAACCGAAGAUUAAACCAACAUAUAGCCUACACGGUCGUCGACGAGGUCGGUCUUACAGCAUUUGCUCUUGCCGGAUCACCUAAUGACUUGAUGCUUAGAUUGUUGCUGCUCUCUUUCCCGAAAUAA
Messenger RNA from Desarmillaria tabescens, 3744 nucleotides. Its product is annotated as PhoX domain-containing protein. The transcript is spliced from 8 exons. Gene Ontology annotation, cellular component: intracellular membrane-bounded organelle. The record is from RefSeq and is a predicted model, not a curated record. The coding region runs from base 1 to 3744 and encodes 1247 amino acids. NCBI's taxonomy places the organism in Eukaryota, Fungi, Basidiomycota, Agaricomycetes, Agaricales, Physalacriaceae. Gene Ontology annotation, molecular function: phosphatidylinositol binding.